Messenger RNA from Syngnathus acus (greater pipefish), 2702 nucleotides. Its product is annotated as tumor protein p53-inducible protein 11-like. The transcript is spliced from 8 exons. Lineage: Eukaryota; Metazoa; Chordata; Actinopteri; Syngnathiformes; Syngnathidae. Bases 251 to 820 code for a protein of 189 amino acids. The record is from RefSeq and is a predicted model, not a curated record.
CGUGGCUGGCUUUAGUUGCUGAGGAGGUUGUGUUGAGUGAAAGCUCGGAGCGGCGAUGUCCCUCCUCACUGUCCGCGGGGCUCACUCGCUGUAGUAAACGACUACCAUUUCCCCCCCAAACCCAGUCACAGGAUCUGCGCUGUCCCUCCAACUUGUGAACUACUACGGACACCGCAGGAAAUUUGUUACAGCAAGAUAGCUGCAUCACCUUGCCACUUCAUAUCCCCUAUUUCCAAUCGACAUUUGGAUCAUGGCUUCUAAAACUCACCCUCCUCUGAUGAAGAAGCACAGUCAGACCGACUUGAUAAGCCGCCUGAAAAGCCGAAAGAUUCUUGGAGUUGGCGGCGAAGACGAUGAUGGGGAAGUUCACCGAUCAAAGAUCAGUCAAAUGUUGGGAAAUGAGAUGAAGUUUGCAGUUCGAGAGCCAAUCGGGCUGAGGAUGUGGCUGCUAACCUCAGCGGUGGGUUUCACUGUGAUCGCCAUCAUGGCCGUGAUGUGUCCCAACCAUCUCUACGAGGUUGUUUUUGAGGAGGAACUAGCCACAACCAGCCUCUCCGUUCGCCUCUAUGGAGGAGCACUACUCAGCUUGGCCCUCAUCCUGUGGAAUGGCCUCUACACAGCAGAAAAGAUCAUCAUCCAGUGGACUCUGCUGAGUGAAGCUUGCUACUUUGCAGUGCAGUUUCUUGUGACAUCCAUCACCUUGAUAGAGAUCGGCAUGCUGCCCAACGCUGCCAUACUGCUGCUUCUCAGCAGAGUCCUCUUUCUGGUGAUCACCAUGGCCUACUACUACCAAGUGGGCCGCAAGCCAAAGAAGAUCUGAGCUGAUGUGCAUGCUACAGGCACACAAGCAGUGGACAGCUGAGUGCAGAUGACAAAACACGUACAGUACUUGCAAGGUUUGGGUUGUUAUAUAUUGCCAGUGGGAUGCAGAUGCAGGACCUAGUAUUAUCCUCAAAUAGUCAACAAAUGAGUAUAUAAGAACACUUGAAAAGGAAUAAUAAAUGCAUUUCUCCUUUAGAUGUGUGUGUGGUCGAAACCCCAUGACACAAAUUCCUCCCGAGUUGUAGCGCAUUGCAUUUUUGUCACCUUGAUGAAACGUGUUUUACAGAGCAGCCUGUCACUCUGUACUUUAAAAAUAUUCCAAAUUUACAGCUGCAUCAUCUCGCCACUGCCUCCUAACCACACCCGAGGACCAAACAUUUGUGCUGGAGUGUGUUGUCACGUUUGUUCAAAGUGCGUGUUUGCUGAAACGCAUCAGCAGCGCUCAGUCAAAUUCAAAUGUGGGCACAAGUCGAGUCCUCUCUGUUGGCUUUGAUCAUUAGUGAUCUGAACUGAGGUCAGUCACGUUGUAUUUGAGUGUUCAGCAAGGAAGGAAGCAAAAUGAUUCUUUUUUUGUUGUUGUUGUUAUUGUUAUUUACUCAAUGCUACCAAAGUGAAGAGUAAAUGCGGUGUGCUGUGUAUUCACACCAGUUUAUACCAGUAAGUCUUUUUUUUUUAUUUGUAAGGCAGGAAGAGAGAUUUGGCCUCUGACCUGGUAUUACGGGAAGUCCCUGCUUAGGAUUGGAUGAGUAGUGUAGCACCAUUUUUAUAUCACGCCAUAUCGGUAGCCUUGCCUUAAAACGAUUUCAAUCUGUCACUAACACUGCGUCUUUACCCUUUUUGGGUGUAUAUGUAAAUAAAAGUACAUGUGGAGGUGUUGUGAAGCGGACAGCUAGGGAACUUGUUUAGUGUUAGGUCAAGCUUAAGAUUUCCUUGUGUAAUUUUGUACCUAUUUAAGCAACUUGGGUAUAUAAAUGUCUUGCAUGUAAUAAUUCAGCAAUUCAGAAAUAGCCGAGAUUGAGUAGCAACCAAUCAACCAAAUAGAUACUACAUGUUCACAGUUGUAGGUGAUUUCAAAUGUUGAUUUUGUGCACUUGGAGAAUAAUAACAAUAAGCGCACGUGCUUUGUAACGGGUACUUGGCUAUUUUGGUCCUCCUCCAUUGCAUUCAGUAUACUACCUCCCAGUUACUUGCCAUCAUUCCAGUUCAGUCCAGGUUGUUUUUCUGAGUUUUUUAGGCUCAACUGAAAACAAAGCCUAAAUUGGUUGAUAUACACAGGGCCUUCUUCAAAGGUGGUCCUUUGGUCCCGCCCCAGAUGGGAGUAGUCCUGAGGUCUGAGUGAUUGCGGCUUUGCAGUUGCAUGUGCAGUGCUGAGCGCACAUGUGCUUGUUACUUGGGUGAGUCCUAAUUUCAGAUAGGGAAUACAUGGGUGAGGUUUUCUUCACUCUGUUCAAGUAGUAAUUAUAUCUUGCCAGCGUUUAAUUAGAUAGAUUUUGCCCCAGCAACAGUCUGUCCUUACUAGCAUACUAAUUAUGGGGGGGAGGGGGUCAUUCCAUUUCCGCCUUUAUUAAAGACCUCAAGUCAUCUGACUUGAAACGUUCAAAGGUCUGCAAAGUGAAAAUGGGUAAGAUCAGAAAAAGGCCAAUUUAUAGGCCGUUCCAUCCUCGUACUUCUCCAACAUGUUACUCACUUGAGUUGAGUGGAAGAUUAAUAGAAGUUGUUUAAGUCUGAUUCAGUUCUAUACAUUGUUCUACUCUGAAUUGCAUCCCAGGUCAAGUUGUUUCAAUUUGUAGCAUUGUUUUCAUAUGUAUAUACUGUUUUGUGAAUCUUGUACCUCAAAUUGAAUUGUUGGUUUGAAAUAAAGGAGCUUUGUUUAUUUUGAA